AUGAGCAAUGAACCAGUCAUUCUUACUGUUGAAACAGUCCAAAAGAAGCUGAAAAAGUAUAUAGCCCUCAAAGAGCCAGCAAAAGUGAAAGAAUAUCUUCGAAAACUGUACCACACAUCUGUUACAUCUUCAUUAAUACAAGAAACGAGAAUUGAUAGUCUUCUUCGACGACUUGCAUCGCAUAAAACAGCCAACUAUAGCUCAUCAGCAAGAAGAAUACUAAAGAAAUGGCAUCAUAAACGAUUGCUACCUCCGAAAUCAACGAUUAACACAAAUACUACAGCCAACGAAAAGAGACUCGAAGAAUCAAGUGAAUCUCCAACAUCUGAUGAUACUAAGAAACGUAAAGUUCUUUCUCUCGCUCAAUACUUAGAAACUAAAAAGCAUGUCUCACGGUCGACCAAAUCAUCAUCAUCGUUAUCACUCACAACAACGACAGCAUUUCUGAAUGAGACUAGACAAAAUAAACUAACUGAUACUCAGAUUGAAAUCAUCAAUGCACAAUUUAAAGCCACAACCGAAAAACUAACCGCUAGUGUUCCUGAUCUGGCCAAGAUUGUCAACAAAACUCUGAUCGAAACCGAGAAACGAAUCGACAAUCGACUUGAUUCCAUUGCCAAACGAACAAAUAUUGAACAACCUAAACCAAAAGUGAAUGAUCUUUGGGCUGAAGAAGAUGAUGAUGAUGACGACGAUGACGAUGAUGAUGUCAGUGUACGAUCAGAAAUAUUUGAGUCAAAAACAGUGAAUAGUAAUGAUAGUUUUCAUAUUCAAAAAGUGCGAUAG
This is a messenger RNA of Adineta ricciae, 786 nucleotides long. NCBI's taxonomy places the organism in Eukaryota, Metazoa, Rotifera, Eurotatoria, Adinetida, Adinetidae. The record is from the annotation of a GenBank genome assembly.